AACCGGUUUCCCACCUACCCUGCACAGCGCUCUUUCUUCCUCUGUACUCCUAAUGUCUAAUUUCAUUCUUUCCCUCUGACCGGUGCUGCAUCCUUUGCUCUUCUGCGUGCCUUCUUUUCCCGGCUGUCAUGAUAUCCUUGUAGCUGACCUUGCCUCCGUUUCUUCAUUUUCCAGGCCUAGGCCGACAUGGAUGCCUCUGGUUUGGACCCAGAUUCUUACACAGCCCAGCGCCUUCAACAUGCUACCCCCGAACACCUCUAUCUUACCUCGCGCCGCUGUUUCGUCGGCCCUAUCCCCGAAGGAUGGCUCAAGUCGUACCGUCGCGACUGGUACAAGCACCAUUUACACAUCAACUACUCGUCUCGCGCCGCGACCUUCUCCGCAGGCGCUCUCGUAUCCCAUCAUCGACGCGUGACGGGCCUGGAGACCCCUCGCACAUCGGCGGAAAUCCCCGCAAGCUUUCCUCAACCAGCUGAUUUGGCGGCUGAGGAUACCGAAUAUGAGGAUGUAGAACCAGGGAAGGGCGCUGCUGUGGAUGUGCCUGGCCCAGCUGCAGUGGUUGCUCCCCGAGCGGAACACGCAGACAAUGCUAUUGUGGAUGAGAGCCUAGAAGAGCAGGGAAAGACACAGGACUCUUCUCCUAGUACCAAAAGAGAUCGCAGAAUGUCGCAAAAGGACCCUGCUCACAAAGGCAAACUCGCAGGCUCGUUUUUCACGGCUUCGGAGGGUGCUGCAUCUCAGCCAAACACCGAUAUGCGCGCGAUAUCGAGGGGUGGAAGCAGUCUUCAGCCACCACCUGGCUCUCCGCGUGGUGAUGCUUCUACGUCGUCUUUACUGCCCAAAGCUGACUCUGGUCCAGCAGCGGCAGUACACUUUAAGCCCAUGCGGCGUGCUAACACCAUGCCUACCCGUGGAGUUACGUUUGCUGUACCAGAGGAACCCAAGCGCUCCCAACUUCAGGCCAAAGCACGGUUGACACAAAUGAGCUUACGUCGUGCGGGUAGCCGAACCAAAACUCGCAAGCCCCAGGAGGGACAAAUCAUCAAGAUGGAAAAGAUGCUUGUACGCGUAGAAUCCACUAUGGCAGACCUUGGCGACGACUUUGAUGAGAAUGUGGCUCGGGGUAUUGACGCGAGAACGACAGAGAAGUGGAGAGAGUACAUGGUUGUCUGCAGAGACAGCACGGAGGACGAUGCUCAGUUUGUUCUUCAGAUGUACAAAACAAGAGUUAUACCCGGAGUCGAACAACAGAAAACCAAAAAGAAACCAAAACAUGAGAUAUUUCUCAGCCGCAAGUCUAUUAAAGUCAAUCUUUAUUCAUCCUUAGACAAGUCUGUCGUCAUCUGGGGCCCAUGGCGACAAUCUACGAGAAUUCUUCUCAUGCGCCCACGUUCUGGAUCUGAUGCCGUUGAAUGGUAUACUUUCUUGCGGAAUAUUCUCGGCUGGCACCGAGCAAGGGAGCUCCAGAUUAACGUACCGGAUUUGAACGUCAGCGUUCGUCUUGAUAAUCCUUUUCAGCAACUGGAAGAAUCCACCGAUCUUGAGCGCAUUGAGGAUGGUAGUGAGGAUGCCAUCACAAGGUCUGCAAUUGAAGAAGAGCUGGUGGCACAGAACAUUAUCAAUCGGACUCUCGACUUGCUCAAAAAAUCGGGUGAGUACGGAAACAUUGUAAGGCCAUGGGCUGAAUCCGGGCGUGUGGGUUUAGCUUGGAAGAGGUACGACCGUUUGGAAUGGAUACAUGGCGAUAACGAACGGAAAAUGUAUGGCACCAUUGCCAUGGCAAAAACCCACGAGUUGGAGUUGCGGCCGAAGCAGCAUUAUCCAACUACCGCCACAGAUGACGAAGACGCGAAACUUCGCGAGCCAGUGCCCGUUGAAGGUUUCCUCAUCAGGCUAACAAGCCAAAGAGGCGUCGACAAGAGGCUCGGGCGAAUGUUUUUCAAGCGGCUCUAUUUCUCGACUCAUGACAACUUCCUGGUAUUUUCUAGGCCAGCGAGGGCAAAUCCUCCUCCGCCUCCAAAGCUGCCCAGUUCUCGCGGGUCUAGAAUCCCGUCAGCAAAACAAAUUGCUGAGGGAAUCCCCAUCGUUUAUGCGGUGAACCCGUACCCUAUCAAAAACGGAGAGAUCGAGUGGCUUGCAGCUGGUAAUCGAGGACUGCCUGAAGAUAUCAACCACCAUGAUCAGGACGCACGCGAUGAAGCCGAGAGGAAGACCGAUUUGCUCCUCAAGUGUGAUGGCUACAUAAAUCUUUGCAACGUGACAAAGAUCAGAAACGUGCAGCGUGGAGCGACGGCUGUGGAUGAGGAUAUAGAGAGCGGCUCAGACGUCGACUUUGACCGAGAAGUGGCCGACACAAUGCAAGACGACGGUGUCACCAAAGAGUUUGAUGACGAGAGGACUUUUGAGCUUGUCCUUAAGAAUGGGCUGCUCAUCCGUCUCCAGGCUUACAACAAACUCACGAAAAACGAGUGGAUGCGUCGUCUUCGUGACCUCGUGAAAUACUGGAAAUAUCGUUCAACCAGCGAUAUUGAGCUUACGAAAUCUGUACGGAGGCGAAAUCUCGCUCUUCUCAACAUUGACGAGGAGGCGGAAGCCCUAGUGGGCCAGUUUGCCCGGAAAUGGGAAGUCCUGCAUACACAUGCUAGCCCAGAUCUGUACAAUCUCUGUGGAAUCUCCAACUGCAGAACAGUACAUCACCAGAUCGCAGGCACACUUUACCGCAAACCACGGCGACACGGCACCUUCACACGCUGCUCUGUCAUCCUGUCCAGCGGCAAACUCCUGGUCUUCCAAGACUCCCUCCGCAAAGCGACCGGCAAGCAAAUCUCGCACAUCCACAACGAACACACCGCGACGAUCGACCUCAGAGACUGCUACCUCUACAGCGGCCUCGUAACGGAAAACGACCUCCUCUACCAAAACCGGACUUUUGACAACAACCGGCCAGGCCACACAGCGCUGCCGCGCAUCUACCUCGAGGACGGCUGGACCAGCACCGACGAGGACAGCAUGACGUGCUUUGUCAUCUGGCACGCCGCCAGGCGUAGCCUCUUCCGCCGCGAGAAGCUGCACAGCCCGGAGGACAAGGAGCGCGAUCCCGCGCGCAAGACGCGCUUCAAGUGGGUCAGCCAGCUCGGCGUUCCGGGCAAUACGAUGGUGUUUAAGGCGCGCAGCCGCGCGGAGCGGGAUCAUUGGGUGCUGGCGAUUCAGACGGAGAUUGAGAAGAUGGGCGAUAUGGACGAAGUGAGGAUUACGGGCGUUGAUUGA
Aplosporella prunicola CBS 121167 is the source of this 3267-nucleotide messenger RNA. RefSeq lists its product as uncharacterized. Gene Ontology annotation, cellular component: prospore membrane. NCBI's taxonomy places the organism in Eukaryota, Fungi, Ascomycota, Dothideomycetes, Botryosphaeriales, Aplosporellaceae. Bases 187 to 3267 code for a protein of 1026 amino acids. Gene Ontology annotation, biological process: ascospore-type prospore membrane formation; protein localization to prospore membrane. The transcript is spliced from 6 exons. The record is from RefSeq and is a predicted model, not a curated record.